AUGAAUUCUGAUAAAACUGACAAUAUUGAUAAGUUGAUCCCUGAAAUGUUUGACCAAAUGAGGUCAAAUUUUGAGAGUAAACUGAAUUCUCCAAUACAUAACAGGACUAAGAAUAAUAAAUUGGUAUCGACGAAUAUUUCAACGCAAUCACUGUUAAAGGAAUUGGAGGCUCUGGAUAAAAUUAUUCCAAUGAUCGAAAAUAUUAAUAAGAAUCUAAAAAGCGUCUUACCAUCUCAUAUUACUAAGAUACAAGAGACGUGCAAAACCACAAAUAUGAUACUAGAUUCAUGGAUUAGUAUACAUUCUCAGGCAGGUUAUAUUCACCAAUUAAUGACCAAACAACAGUUGAAUGGUGAUAUUGAUACAAGUACUAUUGAAAAGAGCAAAUCUGAAGUUAAUGAAUUGAAGAAAGUUUACGAAGAGUUACAAAAUAAGAGAGAUAGUGUUGAGAAUAAGAGAUUUAAUAGCAAAGGAACAUUUUCAUUGAAUAAAAGGCCAAAUAACAUUAGAAAAGUUCAAAAGCCUUCCCCUAGAGAACUUCAUCAAAACAAGCUGAGAAAUGCAUAUAGAGAGAGGGCAUCGAAUAUUCCAAACAUUAGUUCGAGAAUCACAAGACCAACAGCUAGCAGCCAAAGGAAGAUGUUCAAAUAA
This is a messenger RNA of Tetrapisispora phaffii CBS 4417, 651 nucleotides long. It is a transcript of the gene DUO1, whose product is annotated as Duo1p. Gene Ontology annotation, biological process: mitotic cell cycle. The transcript has a single exon. Gene Ontology annotation, cellular component: mitotic spindle; DASH complex. NCBI's taxonomy places the organism in Eukaryota, Fungi, Ascomycota, Saccharomycetes, Saccharomycetales, Saccharomycetaceae. The coding region runs from base 1 to 651 and encodes 216 amino acids. The record is from RefSeq and is a predicted model, not a curated record.